UCUCCUCCAACACAUGCAGUCAACAGAGGAAUCAUGGUGGAAGGAAUAGGGGGACUACUUUCUGGAUCGAUGGGUUUGGGUCUUGCCACAACGUCAUUCAGUGAAAACAUUGCCACCAUAACCCUGACAAGAACAGCUCAUAGGUACAUAAUGUAUGCUACCGGUGUCCUGUUGGUUCUACUCUCGGUUGUGGGGAAGGCUGGAGCAGCAAUCGCCACAAUACCGGACCCGGCUCUAGCGGGGGUUAUGAUAGUUACAUUUGGCAUGUUGGUUUCUCUUGGUCUGUCAACACUGCAAUACGUCAAUCUCAACUCCUCCAGGAACCUCUUGAUUAUUGGUCUUGCCAUCUCUUUUGGCAUCGCUGUACCACGCUGGUUAGAAAGAUACCCUGCUGACUUCAAAACAGGCCUCGGAGAAGUAGAUAGUGUUCUUCGAGUCAUACUUGGAAACAGUAUGCUUCUUGGUGGCGGCAUUGCUAUGUUUUUGGAUAAUACAACCAAAGGUUCACGGAAAGACCGAGGCAUUGACGCUUGGCAGAAUAUGAUAUCUAACGAACCUGAUUCUUUGGCCAGUACAAACAGGAGCGUCGAGAAACGUUUACCUUCAAACUCAAUAUACGGAUGGUUUUGGUUAGGACGACUGUAUCAAUAUCUACCUGGGUGUUCAAAGCUACCCUUUAUGCCAGCAUCAGCUGCGGUCGCUGCUUGUGACGACCAUCAGUCUCAGAUUGAUGUGGCAGAUCAUAACCAUGACACUGUAUGACAAUAAUGUGAAAUUACGUUAAACUUUACAUUGGUUCUCGCGUCAGCUAUUACUUGUAUGAGGUAGCUUUUAAGGAUAUGUGUUUUCAUUACGUUAACAAAUUGGGGCUGUACGGAGUUAAUUUACAUUGGACGUUUUCUCUUCUUCCGGUGGUUGUAUACAUAACUUUUAUAUGUACUUGGAUUAGUAUAUGUGUUGCACCGAAAUCAUUGUGUUCAAUACGUCAUGAAAUAAGUUUGUGAACAUACUUUGCAGUGUAGAAAAUUGCUUUAACAGUAUCGUGAAGUUUGAACAUACAACUUGUACUUGACUCAACAUAUAACGGUUUUCUUCGGAGCACUUGCAUAUUAAUAAAUCGCUCCUCAAUUUCUUACAACCUGGUUAAUUAUGCAUCAAGUGUUCUAUACCUCUUAUCACUUUUUCAGAAAUAUAAUGUUAUU
This is a messenger RNA of Haliotis rufescens (red abalone), 1202 nucleotides long. RefSeq names its product solute carrier family 23 member 1-like. Lineage: Eukaryota; Metazoa; Mollusca; Gastropoda; Lepetellida; Haliotidae. The coding region runs from base 34 to 762 and encodes 242 amino acids. Gene Ontology annotation, biological process: transmembrane transport. Gene Ontology annotation, cellular component: membrane. Gene Ontology annotation, molecular function: transmembrane transporter activity. The record is from RefSeq and is a predicted model, not a curated record. The transcript has 4 exons.